CUGCUGAUCUACGGCCACGCCCACACUCCGGCUGUCUUCGUCUCCUUCCUGAUUCCAGCAUUUCCAUCACCGAGCUUCAGGACCCGCUCACUCCGCUGCUGACUGUCCCUGUGCCGGAGCGUUUUGUAACAACCAUGUCGAAGAAGGCAGGAAACCGUGGGCCGGAGUACGAGGGGCCGGUGGAGGCGUCAAUCAUCCGGAUCCCGCCUCAUCACUACAUCCAUGUUCUGGACCAGAACACCAACAUUGCCCGGGUGGAGAUCGGACCGCUGACCUACAUCCGCCAGGACAACGAGAGAAUUCUCUUCUCACCUGUGCGGAUGAUCAUGGUCCCGCCCCGUCACUACUGUGUGGUCCUGAACCCCGUCUCCCGCGACGACAACUCUCAAGUCCUCUUUGACCAGUCAGGUCAGGCUAAACUCCGCCACGCUGACCUGGAGAUCCGUCUGACCCAGGAACCGUUCCCUCUGUACCCUGGAGAGGAGAUCCAGAAGGAUGUGACGGCGCUGCAGAUCGUGUAUCCGGACACGGCGCUGCGUCUGCAGGCUCUGCUGGACUUUGAGGAGGAGGGCGGCGACAAAAGAGUGGCUGGAGAUGAGUGGCUGUUUGAAGGACCCGGGACCUACAUCCCCAGGAAAGAGGUGGCCGUGCUGGAGACCAUCAAGGCCACGGUGAUCCGAGAGAACCAGGCCAUCAGACUGAGAGCUCGCAAAGAGGGCGUGGACAGAGGCGGAGUCCGCAGAGUCACAGGUGAGGAGUGGCUCGUCAGUAAAGUCGGAGCGUAUCUACCCGGAGCUCAUGAAGAGGUCAUCGAUAUCGUUAACGCUUUCAUCCUGACUGACAAGAAAGCGCUCCACGUUCGCGCUCUGCGACCUUUCAAGGACACCGGCGGCCGCGACCGGCGCACGGGGGAGGAGUGGCUGGUCACCAUGGCCGACAGGGAGGCUCACAUCCCGUCGGUGUCGGAGGAGGUGGUGGGUGUGGUGGACGUGACCACGCUGAGCAGCAGACAUUACUGCGUGAUCCUGGACCCAGUGGGACCGGACGGGAAACCUCAGCUGGGUCAGAAACGGGUGGUGAAGGGCGAGCGCUCGUUCUUCCUUCAGCCCGGCGAGGAUCUUGAAAAUGGAAUCCAGGACGUGUACGUGCUGUCAGAGGAGGAGGGGCUUGUGCUGAGAGCGGUGGAGGCUUUUAACGACACGCAGGAGCUCGAGGAGGAGGAGUCAGAGGAGGCGGAGCAGGAGCGAGCCAAGCGCUCCCGCAGGAGCGGCGUCCUCCGUCGCCCCGGAGACCGCUGGAUGCUGCGGGGGCCCAUCGAGUACGUCCCCCCCGCCACUGUGGAGGUGAUGCUGAAACGCACCGCCAUCCCACUGGACGAGAACGAGGGAAUCUACGUCAGGGACAUCAAAACUGGAAAGGUGCGCGCGGUGAUCGGUCACACCUACAUGCUGACUCACGACGAGGAGCUGUGGCAGAAGGAGCUUCCAUCUAACGUGGAGGCGUUGCUCGCGUCCCCUAUGGAUCCGCUCGCCAACCGCUCGGACCGCACCGUCAUUUCCACCAGCAGGGGGCAUCGGGACAAGACCCGGGUCGUCUCCUACAGGGUCCCCCACAAUGCUGCCGUCCAGGUGUACGACUACAGGGAGAAGAAAGCCAGGGUGGUGUUUGGGCCCGAGAUGGUGAUGCUGGGACCGGACGAGCAGUUCACCAUGCUGUCGCUGUCCGGAGACAAACCCAAGAGAGCCAACGUCAUCAAGGCCGUGUGUCUGCUGCUGGGCCCGGACUUCUGCACGGACAUCAUCACCAUAGAGACGGCUGACCACGCCCGCCUGCAGCUGCAGCUGUCCUACAACUGGCACUUUGACAUAAAGUCUCCGGUGUCGACCGCUGACGCCGCUGCUCUGUUCUCAGUCCCUGACUUUGUCGGUGACGCAUGUAAAGCCAUCGCCUCGCGGGUCAGAGGAGCCGUCGCCGGCGUGCAGUUUGACGAUUUCCACAAGAACUCAAACCGCAUCAUCUGCUCGGCCGUGUUCGGCUUCGAUGAGAAGCUGGCGGUUCGUCCGUGUCUUCGCUUCAGUCAGAACAACCUGGUGAUCAGCAGCGUGGACAUUCAGUCUGUGGAGCCGGUGGAUCAGAGGACGAGAGACGCCCUGCAGAAGAGCGUCCAGCUCGCCAUUGAGAUCACCACCAACUCCCAGGAGGCCGCAGCACGACACGAGGCGGAGCGUUUGGAGCAGGAGUCGCGGGGGAAGCUGGAGAGACAGCGAAUCACAGACCAGGCUGAGGCUGAGAAAGCGAGGAAGGAGCUGCUGGAGCUGGAGGCGCUCAGUGCUGCAGUGGAGAGCACAGGAGCAGCGAAGGCUGAGGCUCAGUCUCGUGCAGAGGCGGCUCGUAUCCAGGGGGAGGCAGCGGUCAACGAAGCCAAACUGAAGGCGGAGGCUCAGAAGAUCGAGGCAGAGGCGGAGCUUCAGCGGCUGGCGAAGGCUCGUGAGCAGGAGCUGAGCUAUAAGAAGGAGAUGGACCGCAUGGAGGUGGAGAAGCAGGAGCGGCUGGCUCAGAUUGAGAGUAAUCGCUUCAGUCAGCUGGUGGAGAGUCUGGGCAGUGACACACUGAAGGAGAUGGCCAGAGCUGGACCUGAACUCCAGGUGAAGAUGCUCCAGGCUCUGGGUCUGAAGUCCACCCUCAUCACUGACGGAUCUUCACCCAUCAACCUCUUCACCACAGCUAACGGCCUGCUGGGGGCGCUGCCAGGCCAGAACCAGUGAGCACGAGGAGCCACGUGUCCACAAGUAAACAUCUGCAGAUGUAAACACAUCUUCGAAAACUUUGUGACAUUUGUUUACUCAUAUAAUCGUGCACUUUCUGCCUUAACCUGACAAAUACUUAUGUGCUUUAUGUCGAAGCUUCUGUUUGUUUUGACGAAGAUGAAGUAACAAAAAAAAUCUUUGAAGGAAAUAAAGU
Molecule: messenger RNA, 2961 nt
Organism: Solea solea (common sole)
Lineage: Eukaryota; Metazoa; Chordata; Actinopteri; Pleuronectiformes; Soleidae
Gene: mvp
Product: major vault protein
Exons: 17
Coding region: 135-2765 (876 amino acids)
Cellular component (GO): cytoplasm; nucleus
Source: RefSeq, a predicted model, not a curated record